This is a messenger RNA of Sebastes umbrosus (honeycomb rockfish), 2632 nucleotides long. RefSeq lists its product as uncharacterized. The transcript is spliced from 8 exons. NCBI's taxonomy places the organism in Eukaryota, Metazoa, Chordata, Actinopteri, Perciformes, Sebastidae. The record is from RefSeq and is a predicted model, not a curated record. Gene Ontology annotation, molecular function: transmembrane signaling receptor activity. Bases 78 to 1745 code for a protein of 555 amino acids. Gene Ontology annotation, biological process: cell surface receptor signaling pathway.
AACGGUUAUUGUCUGGUCACUUCUCAGCGCCUGAGUCAUUGCGUGGUUUGUCUUGACUGUGUGACCACGGUGUGGCCAUGAGGGGAAUGAAACAUCUGCUGCUCCUGGCAGUGUUCGUGAUCCUGGCAAGAUGUCAGCAAAAGCCACAAGUUUCUAUGUCACCCACACUCAAGGAGAUCUACUCUGGGGACUUAUUUUUUCUGAGAUGUAACAACAGCGCAAGUGGGAGCACAGUGAAAUGGUACUUCAACGACAUGGAACAAACACUGACGACCGAAACCUGGAAGAUAGGCGUUGCCACACCCAAGCACUCAGGCUCUUAUCAAUGUGAGAGCAAUGGGCAAAAGAGUGACGCCUUCCCCAUCGACGUCUUGGAUUACGCUCCCAUUGCCUCACUCACCAUCAAGACAGGCCAGCCGGUGGUGCGGACGGAAGGUUCAGUCGUCCUGCAGCUUGACAACGAGGAUGGUCUGAAGGGAUGGAACUGCUGGUUCUAUCAGAAUGGGUUGACAAAGAUGAUUAAGUUGAGGUUGGCGAAAGAUAGUGUGAAUGUGGUCUUUCAUUCCCCCAAACUGACUGACCCGGAGACCAUUUUCUGGUGUUCUGAUACUGAAAAACUCAGGAGUAACCAAAUCAUAGUCAGGAUCUCAGUGAAGGACAUAUCGCUGGAAAUGUACCCUCUGCCUGCUGUGGUUGGGGAGAGUCUGACUCUGAAGUGCCUUGUCUGGGGCACAGAUCAAAUUAGCCGCGCAGUUUUCUACAAAGACAAUAAAAUCAUUCUGGAAAGUCCCAAUCCUAUCUACCAAAUCCCUAACGUGACAGAAUCUGCAAAGGGAAACUAUAAGUGUGAUGCCACCUACACACACAAGGGGAGCACUGCCGGGCCCCCAUACAUACGUGUCUCUGAUGUUCAAGAUGUGUUUGUCCAAGUGCCUCCUAUGAAGGCAGUUCUCUCUGCAAACGGUGGCUUGUCGUGCUCUUGUCCACUUUGUCCCGGUGGUAGCUCCUAUCGUUGGUACCACAAGACUGAUGGUCAGCUUUGGGCACUAAUGGAUUCCCGCCAAGGAUUCAUGAUGCCAAAAGCGAGUGGUACAUAUGCCUGUAGAGCCGUGUGGAACACCAGGAGGUCUUUACUCAGCAACGGUUAUGUUUUUUCAGAUCAACCUCCGAUCACAUCCAUUCUCAUAGGUGGGGCCGUCGUGCCGAUGAUUCUAGCCUUGGCAGUGGCUGUGGGUUUUUAUGUAUGUUAUAGGAAGAGAAAUACCACAGCACCAAUUUACGAGGAUAUACCGCUGAGAUCACGCGACAAAGGUGAUGACCAAUAUGAGAAGCUGCAGAAGGGUGCCCAAAGGGGGGGCGAGUAUGACACCCUUCAGCCAGAAGCACCAGGCAGACAGAAGAAAGACGGUGAAUAUGAAGCACUGAAGAAAGACGAAAUGACAGGCGGGGAGUACCACACCGUGAGACUAGCCGGGGCAGUUGGAGGAGAGGGAGGGUAUGAAGCACUGAAGAAAGAGGGAAUGACAGGCGGGGAGUACCACACCGUGAGAAUAGAGGGGGCAGUUGGAGGAGAGGGAGGGUAUGAAGCACUGAAGAAAGAGGGAAUGACAGGGGGGGAGUACCACACCGUGAAAAUAGAGGGGGCAGUUAGAGGAGAGGGAGGGUAUGAAGCACUGAAGAAAGAGGGAAUGAAAGAGGGGGUAUACCACUCCCUGGGGAUGCCAGGCGCAGGUGGAGGUGAGUGAGGAUAUGAAGCAGUAGGAAAGAAGGUCAAAGACUAUACUAAUAAAGUAUCUUAGAUAAUAAAAAUAGAUGACAGCCCAAAGUAAGGUUGUGAGAUUAUCAAUCAUGUGAUUGGCAGGGAGAAAAACUUUGACCUGACAAUAAAAAGCCAGUUAAAAAUGAGCAAGACUGCCAAAUAACACAAUAACAGCCUGUAUGUUGCAUAGUGCAGCAACUAGCAAUUGUUGCCAUUCAUUUGUAUUUAUAUGUAUCAUGUAAAUUAUAUAGAUUAUUCUGUAAAAUGUAAAUUGCCAUCACAAGUUGACAGAGCAGAAAAUUAUUAAUUUGUGACACAACAGUCAAAAACACCAAAUAUCAGCUCUGAUCUUGAUCAACUUAUUUUUUCAACUCAGAUAGUCACCAUACAUAUAUAUUCUCAUUCAUCAUACUGAUUUUUCACGACAAUGACAAUUUUUUUAAGGCUUUUUUUAAUGUGUAAAGUAGAUUGAGUGCUUGAUCAAACUAUCAAAAUAUGGGAAAGGGGGGAGCAAAUUUGUCUUGUUUUUGCAGCAAAAAAAAACUAAUUUGCGUAUGUCUCCUUGUAAAGUCAUACUCUCGUAGUUUCAUUUGUACAGAGAAUGGUCUCAUAAUUUGACUUUUGUGUCUUAAAAUGUAUUUGCCUUAUCAAUGCUUUUUGUGAUGUUCUAUUAUUUGUGCAGAGAAGAAGUGUCAUAAUAUUGUACAGGUUCUGAUUUUGUAUUCAAAUGUAAAAUCAUUUUAUAUUCCAGUGUGUGUGUGCUGAUCAGAUAUCCGCUUAAUUUGCAGAGCACAUACAGUACCUUGAGAGACAGAGAGUGUCAUUCCUGUUGUAUUUUAUGUGCUGAAAUAAAUCUAUUUUGAUUCAAUUUGA